Molecule: messenger RNA, 7956 nt
Organism: Sitodiplosis mosellana (orange wheat blossom midge)
Lineage: Eukaryota; Metazoa; Arthropoda; Insecta; Diptera; Cecidomyiidae
Gene: yki
Product: transcriptional coactivator yorkie
Exons: 10
Coding region: 1394-3148 (584 amino acids)
Biological process (GO): positive regulation of transcription by RNA polymerase II; hippo signaling
Cellular component (GO): nucleus; cytoplasm
Molecular function (GO): transcription coactivator activity; protein binding
Source: RefSeq, a predicted model, not a curated record
UAGUGAAUCGUAAUCGCAACUUGAUUUCAGUCAAGUUAAAGCAGGUAUCGGGUUGAGCACGGAAUCGCUGUGUGUGUUUUUUUUCCCUUCUGUGGCCACUCUUUUUUUUUUCUUUUCUUGUGUGUUUUAUUGAUUACAAUAAAAAAAAAAUAAAAGAAGAAAAAACGAAUUUCUUUACGAAGAAACCGAACUGAUCGCGCAGAGAAAAAAAAAACAGUGAAAAGAAAAAAUCUAUACGCGCGAUAUAAUUUUUUUCUUCUCCUGCUAAAUAGUUGUUUGUUUUACAUUUUGGUAUGUAAGUGCCUCGACAAUAAGUUUUCGCCGAACGAAACACACCGAAGCGACGAAACAAAACGGCAAAGGAAGAUAGAGCAAAAAAAGAAAGAGAAAAGAAUAACACUAACCAUAAGUCACACACACACACAUAUAUAUAUAAAAAUUUGCUCAUUAAAAGAUUGUCUUGUCCGGGUUCGAGUGGUUAACGAAAUAAAAUUAACAGAAUUGCUAUUUUAAGUGAGGAAAUUUAUGGUAAAAUUUCCAACGUCAGUACCAUAUAUACUCUUCACCAUAUAUAAAUCGAUGUAUGUGUUUUUACGUAUAUUGGCAGUGCGGAGAAGAACUCUUAUGUGUGAUAAAAUGAAAUGUGAAUGAAAAUAGCACGAGAGAGAGAAAAAAAGCGAAGAAAUCAAGAAUUCUCUCUUCUUUGUAUGAAAAUUGUUUUUUUUUUCUUGUAAAAUAUAUGUUAUUGUUCUGUGAAUGCGAUCGCGGUAUAAACGCGAAUUGAUGUGUCUUUGCAUUGUUCGCAUGUUGGAGCUUUGCACGAGUCCAAUUCAAGAAUUGCAGAUUCUCACUCUGGUUUGGAAAGCCACAGCAUCAGCCGAGCAACAUGUCUAGUUGACAGACGACAAUUCUUGAAAACAAGAAACACGAAAACAACAACCACCACCACAAGCAGCAGCAGCAGCAGCAGCAGCACAUAUUAAACGCAUAAUCGACGCUGGAGAAAGAGAAAAGAAAUAUAUAUAUGUAUACCAAAUGAACCGCAGAAUAGAGGCUUAAAGCUCACUGAAUACAAAAUCUCUCUAACAGUCCCAACAUUGCAGAAAUCAACGAAGAAUAAAAAGAGAGCUCAACAACAGCAACAAUAACAUAUCCACGUCAAACGCGAUACUGGACCUAAUACAACUGAAUUAGUUCAGCACUUUUUUCUUCUGCGUCUUCAUUUGCUUUGAAUAAACAAUACCGAUCGCAAGCGCGAGACCACUGUCGCUCAAAAAGAAACACACAGAGAGAGAAUAAGAUAGAGCGAGAGAGAUAAAUAGAGAUCUGUCCCCAGUUUGAAGUAAAACAACAACCGAAUAACAUACGAAUAACAACAACAGCAACCGAAAACAUGGCUCUGAAUAACAUAAGCAGCACAGCAAAUAGUCCGAAUGUAACCGCUACAAAUGUAAACAAUGCAACGACCAAUGAAACGCUGAACUCGUCGGCAAUUAACAACACGGCCGGCGUGAACAGUGUGACCACAUCGACACCGAACAACUCACAGUCGGCGGCAGUUUGUGAGAAUUUGGUUGUGCGCAUCGAUGAAAAUUCGGCCGAUAAUUUACAGGCCCUAUUCGAUAUGGCAUUAAAUCAAAAGGCACGCCCAUUACAAGUACCAUUUCGUAUGCGAAAUUUACCCGAUUCAUUCUUUAAUCCACCGUCAACGGGCUCAAAAUCACCAUCCGUAUCGCAUACACGGGAAAAUUCAGUGGAUUCGGCAUUCGGUUCGGGCACCACCACCAUUUGUUCACCGAACGGCAAUAAUGCGGCCAACAACAAUGCCACCGGCGCUACAAAAUUAAAUGGCAACGCCACAAAUGCAACCACGGCGCCCAUUAAUCCGCUUACCAGUCGCGUACAAGCUAUACAUUUGCGUGCACACAGCAGUCCGGCUUCAUUGCAACAAACUUAUGCUGGCUUAAAUGCACAACAGUCCAAUGCAAAUCCAAUUGUUGCACAACAGGUACAACAACAGCCGCCACAACAUCAACAAACAACACCAUCAAAAAUGGUGCCAGAAGAACUUGAUUCAAGCUGUCAUCGUAACAUCAAUCAAGUGGAAUCACCACUUGAAACAAACAUAUUCAAACAACGAACAACACAACAGGCUCAAGCAGCUGCAAAUCAACCCAUUCACAAUCGGCAUCGUUCCUAUGACAUAGUCAGUUCGAUACAAUUACAAGACGAAUUGGGCGAUCUUCCACCUGGAUGGGAACAAACUCGAACGCCAGAAGGACAAAUCUACUAUUUGGAUCACAAUACAAAAACAACCCAAUGGGAAGACCCGAGAAAACAAAUGAACACACAGCCAACAUUGACACAUAGUGCAGAAUCGUUACUUGUAUCAACUGCUCCAGGUCAACACCGACGACAAAUUCAACCGCUUCAGCAAUCGCAAUUCGUUUCAGCAAUUCGGCAGCAGCAGCAGCAACAACAACAGCAGCAGCAGCAACAACAAUUACAACAAACAACCGCUCCAAAAUCGCAGCCACCAAGUACGGGCUUGGGUCCAUUACCGGAGGGCUGGGAGCAGGCAAUUAGCAGUGCUGGUGAGAUUUAUUUUAUCAAUCACACUACUCGUUCUACGUCAUGGUUCGAUCCAAGAAUACCGGAACAAUUUCAACGAGCCACCACACUGAGUGCAUCUAGAGUCGAAAUGAAUCCAAAUAUAUUUAAUAUCAGUAUUCAUCAGCUGAAGCGUGAGGUUGAUUCAUAUAAGCAGCGUCAACAGGAAAUUGUGUCAUUCGAUCAAGAUUUUGUAGCACGGCAAAGUCAACAGACGAUCGGCCUGCAGAUGGAUCCAUUUUUGUCGGGUGGCACUGAUCACACUCGUCAAGAGUCUGGUGACAGUGGUCUAAGUCUAUCAUCAAACAACUAUUCAAUGCCACACACGCCCGAUUUUCUUGGCAAUAUGGACGACAGCAUGGACUGCAUUAGUGAAAGCGGUACAAUGGAAUCGAUGAGUGCCAAUUUAGAUGCAACAGAUGACUUAGUACCAUCAUUGCAACAGUUGGGUGAUGGAUUUGGCAAUGAUUUGCUUGAUGAUAAUUUAAUGCACAAUUUAAUAGAUACUCAAAACACGAAACCGUUGACUUGGAUAUAAGAACCGAAUUGGAAAAUUUCUGUGAAAAAUUCGAAGAAAAUGAGAACGAGUCACCACCAACACAUAUACAUCGAUUAAUUAAACAGCUAAUGAAAGAAGAAGAACGAAAGAAAGAGAAAAUUUUAAUGAGAAAACUACACUCCUUCCUCUACUCCCCUCUCAUUGAUGCGUGUCUUUUCUAAUCGAAUAAAAAAGCAACAAAACAAAUUCUAUGCUAAAUUGCACAUAACUGCUCAGUCAACACAAAUAAAAUACAGGAUAACACACGAAAAUCAAACAAACCAACACACACACACACACACAACACACAUCAAAUGUUUGUAGACACAGAGUGAAAUGCAAAUCUGGUACUCAAUCAUCUGUUUGAUUUUUCUUUACUUAAGUCAUCGGUUUAGUUUACAUUGCUAGGUUUUAGUUGAUUAGGACAAACAGAAGGAAGAAAAAAAAACAUGUUACGACAAAAUGAAGAGAAGAAAUAGAGAAAGAAAAAACUAGAAAAGAAAGAGGAAAAAAAAUGAAAUUAUGUAGUAAAUGAACAUAAAUAUUGUUAUCGUGUAGUAAUCAUGUUAAUUAACGGUUCAAAACAGUGACUUUUGAUCCGAUGAUUUGUGGUCGAUACGGGCGAAUAGCACACUGCACAGUCACGUGCCCGCCACACACACACACACACACACACGCGUCGAUAACAGCAACAAUAACAACCGGGCGGGGGAAAAAAAAUAUAUGAAUGAAGCAGUAGAACAGUUUCGAUCAUUAAAAAAACACACACACACCUUGAAUGAGACAAACGAGAUCUUUGAAGCUGUGCGGUAAUUUUUUCCCUACCCGGGAGAACUCAAACGACUGUAUGUUUCAUUUUGAGUGAGUGUUUUCUUUCCUCUGUCGCCGAUAAUUUGAACUUGAACACUGUGCCCGCAUUCGUUUGAAAUUAAUUUCCAAUGAAAUUUUGCUCAAAAAUUGACGAUCUUUUGACAUUUUCUUCUUUUUUUUUACAACAAACCAACAAUUUCGAAAUUCAUUUCACUUAUUUUCGUGGGCGAAUGAAUCUCAAAUUCGACAUUUUUGGGCAAUUUUUCUUUUCAUUUUUCAAAUUGCAACAAAAAAAAACACCAUUUGCGUGGAUCGUAAAUCGUUAAUGCAAUUUUUUUUUUUUGAAAUACACACAACAUUUGUUUGGAUUUAGCGGUGCCAAAAUUUCGUAUUUUGGCACUUGAUCGCUCAAUUUAAGAUUUAUUAUACAAUUUUUGUGUUAUUGUUGCUGUUUUUUUUUAGAUUGAACAAAGCACAGCGAUAAUUAUUCUAUAAAUUGUGCAAAAUUGCAACAACAACCCAAAAACACUGUUAAACAUACACAUGUCUAUAUUGUGCGGUUGUCUGUUUCUAAAAUCAAACUAUCCAAAAUGCGGAACACACUACAUAAGGUCAUAUAGAGUCAUCGAAAAAUUUGUGCAGUUAAAAUAGAGAGGAGAAACACACAAACACAGUGACAUAUAUAUAUAUAUAUAUAUAUAUAUAUAUAUCCACACAGCUAAGAAAAAAAAGAGAUAUCCAAUGCAACAGUACUAGCAAAAAUAUUGUAUAAUAUACAUUUUAAAGUUGCAAUUAAGUCGUUUAGUUUUUUUUUUCUCUCUCUCUCUCUCUCUUUCUCUUUUCUCUAGUGUAUAGUUUAUAAUUCGUGUAUUACAAGGUGUGUUUUUAUAGGCGAAACCAAUAGUGGUUUAUCGUAUUAUGUGGUAAUUGGCCACUAAUAUCGUCAAAUCGUUUUGAGUCAUAGAAAAUGUGCCUUUUUGUUGUUUAAGGGAGAGCAAUGUUAAGCACUUGAUGUAUACACAAUGCACGUUAGUGCGUGCAUAAUUGGCGUGCGUGCGUGUGUUACGAGUGUAAAGUAAUGUUUCUUUCGUGAACAAAACUAAAAUGAAAGCAAUCAACAAACGAAGAAAAAAAAACCGUAAAUUAAGAAUACGCAUACAAAAGUAACAACAACAAUUAAAACAAGAAAGAAAAAAACCUUAAAAGUGUAGCACAUAAAAGCAAGACACCAAAGUCAUCUAAUUUCAAUAUGUAUGAAAAUUCUGAAUUGAAAGAGAAUAUCGAGACAUUUUAUAGUCGUUUCAUAUAUUCGAGAACGUCCAUAAAAUAUAGAGAACCGAAACAAAACAACAAAUGAAACAAACAUUUAUAUAAAACGAACAAAGUGCCUUAAUCCAUUCAAGCUCGUGGUUUAUCUUGAUAUGUGCAAAAAAACAAAAAACAAAACGAGAGAUAUGAGAUAUAGUAAAACAGUGUCUUAUUUUCAUUGCGGUAGUUUAUUAUUAUUCUAAAUGUGUAGUAGUUUUGUUUUCGUUUAUUUCCGUUUUAUUUUGUAUACAAUUUUUUUGUUCUAUGAUCUUAUUAUUGAAUUUUGAAUGGUAUGAUUUCCGAUCCGGUUUCGGUUUUAUUUGUGACGCCGGAAGUCAUAUUAUCCCCCUCCCGAUGACGAACCGUACAGAAUGUAUAAAGAGAAUGUUUGAAUUGUACGCACAGCAAAGCAAAACCGGAAUAAAACUGAUGAGGAAAGAAAAAAAAAAUGCGAUGAGAAGAGCAAUUCAUGAAAGAAAAUUGUGCGAUAGAUGAAAAAAAAAAACUAGAAGAAGAGAAAAAAAAAUCACACAAUUUGUGAAACGAAUGGGAAAUAUUAUCGAAACAAAACAGAAAAAAAAGUGAAAAUAAACAAAUGAUGUGCCUUAAGUAUGUAUGUAUAUUCACGGGACGAAUUCAAAGUUUGAUAAGGAAAAUGGACGAAAAAUGAGCAAAAUGAUAAAAAGUAAAUAAAAUGCGUGAAAAGAAACGAGAUGAAAUUAAUAGGAAAAUGAGAAUAGCAACGAAAUGGUAAACGAGACAAGCAGUCCGCCUUUUUUUUAUAUAUAUAUACAUAUGUGUCACGUUUCUCUUUUUCUUUUCGUCUAAAGUAUACUUGUAAAAUAUUCAUAUUUACUUAGAUGUUAUUGCGUAUUAUAGAUUGAAAACAAGAAACAACAGAAAUGAAAACAAAUAGAUAGCUAUUUUUAAUGCAACAUUGUAUUACGAUUUGAAAUAUCGUUUUAGAAUUAAUAUCACACAACAAGUUUUUAGCCAGCAAUAACUUUGAUAGAGUUUGUGACCUUUUUUUUAUAGGAAAGACUUUUUAAAAUGUUGACACAAAGUCAAGCAAAAUAUAUUCACACCCAUUUUAAAGUAUAUAUAUAUAUAUAUAUAUAUAUAUCAUAUGAGUAUAAAGCAAGAUACACACGUACGAAGAUAAGAAUAAGAAUGGAAAUUCCAUUCUUGUUUCUUUGUUGUUUAGUCCUUUUUACGUUUUAUUUAUGAGCUUUCAAUGUGUCUUCAUCGUUUUUUUUUCCUUUUCUUUUUGUUUUCGAGUCGACCAUAGACAAAUGUAUGCGUUGCUUUUGACAAUUGAACUGCAUCGAAAUGAGGUGCGAACUGCACCGGAACGCUUUUUUUUGUGUUCACGCUCUUGAAAAGUUCGUUUCUUCCCCAUCCAUCACUCUCUGUAUGUGUUGAAGUACGUUCGUGAGCUUACUUCAGUUUUGAUCACGUGCAAAUUAUGCGCUCUCCUCCUUCGAAGCCGUCGAACAAAUAACAACAUCGAACAAUUGACAGCAUUUUCACCGGCAUUGGUUCAUGGUCGAAUAGUUUUGGUCGACCCUUGUCGACAAGUGACCAACAACAACGACGACAAACAAAUUUCCAAGAAAAUAAUAAUAGAACAAAAACCAUUCGGCCUUCACGCAUGAUGUCAUCCAACCAUCUAGGCCAUAUUCUAUUUUCAAAAAAAAAAAGUAAGAAAGGAAGACAAACGCCAACGAUCCGAAACCAAAUUGGAUUUUCAUUAAUUCGUUUUGUUUUCGGUUUCGGUCGUUCUUUAUUCAUGUAUCAUUCGAUUGGUUUGGCAUAUCUACACGGCUAGGCCACAAUCGUUUGUUUUAAAAUUCAUAAGCUAUCCAUAAUAAUUUACUCGUUUCAAAUAAAUCUUUACUGUCAAUAUGAUGGCGAUAGAGAGAGAGAGAGAGAGAGAGAGAUAACAAGUAGCGAUGCUAAGGUAUGACAUAAAAUAUGUGCGUGUGUCACAUCGACACAAAAAUGCGUCAGUGCGGACAUCGAACGCUGCUUCUAAUAUGAAUGGAAUUGCAUAAAACCACUUUCUAUGGUGGAAAUGCGUGCAAUGUGAGCCGAAAUCCAUUGCUGUCAAUUGAAUAUUAUCUAGACUAGAUUUAUUGAGGUGCGGCCACAUGAGCCGCCUCACCCAGUCGAAUAAGACCUGAAUGCAAAUGCACGGCUAAAUGCUAUCACGGGCGAGAUCAAAAUUGAAGCAUCUCACAACAGAAAUGAGACCAAAGUUUCAGUCAGAGAUAUGGAUAAUAACAACAACAAAAUCAACAAAAGCACACUGAUGAAAACCAUUUGCUCAAUUAUUCUAUAAAAUGAACCCGAAUGCCGUCCAGCAUGAGAAGUAUAAAACAAUGUUAGAAAAAUGGAAAAUAUGAGAAAAAAAAAUUAUAUUCGAUAAUAAUAAGUAUUUGUAAAUUUGAUGCAAAAUGAUUUUCAAGCUUCUUUUUUUAAAAUUGCAUAUUUGGAAAUUAGACCACUGCGUUGGUGGUCAUCAAUCCAAAGGGGUUUAGUCAAAAAGGCAAUCAUGAUCAAUGCAAAUUGUGAGCUGAGCAUUCAAAGCAAUCAUGCGACACGAAAAGCAUACGAAAGAGAGAAAAAAGAACAAAUCUACGUAAAAAAAAUAUGAUGAAAGCAAUUAAAACUGCAACAAAAAAAAAAAA